This is a messenger RNA of Diorhabda sublineata, 831 nucleotides long. Its product is annotated as zinc metalloproteinase nas-13-like. Lineage: Eukaryota; Metazoa; Arthropoda; Insecta; Coleoptera; Chrysomelidae. The transcript has 4 exons. Bases 1 to 831 code for a protein of 276 amino acids. The record is from RefSeq and is a predicted model, not a curated record. Gene Ontology annotation, molecular function: metalloendopeptidase activity; zinc ion binding. Gene Ontology annotation, biological process: proteolysis.
AUGAUUGAUUUAUCUUCUUGGGACGAAUCCCAUCCGCAAAAUCCUGAAGAGUUUGGAGAAUAUUUUGAGGGCGACAUCAAUGAACCCAAUAUUGGAAGAAAUGGGAUAGUUGGAGAAGAGUUUCGAUGGGAAAAAGGACAAAUUCCAUACGAGAUAAGUGGAUUAUUUUCUACAAACGAUAGAAAAAUUAUUGCUAAAGCUAUGGAACUUUACCAGAAGUAUACUUGUAUCAGCUUUAGACCUAGGAAUGAAUCUGAUAAUGACUAUAUCUUGAUAACAAAUCAACAAACAGGAUGUUGGUCUAGUGUUGGUAAAAAAGGAGGCGUUCAAGAAGUGAAUCUUCAAAGUCCUCAAUGUACUACGAAAAUUGGAACGCCCAUUCACGAACUAAUGCAUGCCAUUGGAUUUUUGCAUGAACAAAAUAGGCAUGAACGAGAUGACUUCGUUACGAUUCAUUGGAAUAAUAUUAAGAAAGGCAAAGAAAGUAAUUUCAACAAAGCAAAAGAGGGUUACGCGGUAGAUUAUGGUAUACCUUACGAUUUCAUUUCUGUUAUGCAUUAUUCAAGCACAGCAUUUUCUUAUAAUGGCCAACGAACAAUUUCCCCAAAGGAAAUGUAUAAUAUCGAGAAGAUGGGACAACGAAAUGGAUUCAGUAAAGGAGAUAUAACUAAAAUUAAUGCCAUGUAUAACUGUCCUGAAAAGACCCAACAAUUAAAUAUCACAGGUGAAACAACCAAUGAAACUAUUGAGGGUAAUACCAACUCAGUGUUAGAGGAAAGGAAUCCAUUUUGGCAGGCUGCUAAUAGCUUAUUCUCUAUAUUUGUGAAAUAG